CGAUUCAGUCAUCAAUUUUGUGUUCGCUGAGAUUUAGUAGCAAUUCAAAAAUUUACGAAAAAAUACGAUUUUGAGCGAACUUAUUUUGUUAGAAAUGUUUUUCAAAAUACGCACCGCUUCAAAAAUACGAAGCUAAUAUUGUCGAGAAGGCUUUAAAGUGCAUUAAUCACAUACACAAACGGGCAUAAACGCAGCGAUUACGUAUAAACUCCAAACGAUAAUUUCGUAUCAUAACGUACCGAAAUCGAGAUAUACUGCGUACGUGACGAAAGUGAAUCAAAUAGAAAUUACAAGCAAUAACACCGUCUGCGUAUAAAAUAAGUGUAAUAUUAAACACAGCUCGAAAAAUCAAAACAAAGCAGAAGCUACACUAAACAUAGCGCUGAAGUAAUUCUGGAAGUCAGCAGCUGGCAAGUGAAUUUUUAUAGAGAAGUUAUCGAAUUUUACGUAUCGAGCCUUAAAAUGGCAACAAACAGUUUAAAAUCAUAUAUAGUUUCUAAAUACGAAGGUUUAUGCAAUUAUAUGGAGCGUGACACAAUUGGGACACAAGCUGCUAUAUACGGUACAUCAGGUCUAAUGCUACUGAUUGCCUAUAUUAAACGCAAACCGGCAUAUUUAGUGCGUCCUUUCAAAAAACCUUCUCAUAUCCCCGAGAAGUUGAUAAAUGAACGUAUUAUGCACACUGGUCUAAUACGUGAUAUACAAGUGAAAGAUCAGGAUACUAUAUUGCUCAUCAGCCAUAGACCAUUAAUACCGAUAUUCGCUAGCAAGGAUAGAGUACUACCCGUUAAAUUGCCCGGCAUACGAGUGAAUGGCAAUGGCGUAUCAUGGUUACAAUCAUGUAUAGUCGGCCGUCGUGCCACUUUCUUACCACUGGCUAAAAGUAAAAGUGAUGAUUUUGUUGUUAGUCAACUGUGUCUGGUACACCCCCCAAAAGGUGGACGUCUCAUCGACAUAUCCGAAACAUUAUUGAAAUUAUGUUUCGCACGCUUUGCGCCGGAUGAGGCUGCAGCAGUGAAGCGUAAUGCAAAAUACUAUGCACAUCUGAAGAAAGUGGAGGCGAGCGCACUGACAAAACAAUCUUGGUUAUAUUGGUUAGCCAGACAUCCAUCACUGUGGACUAUGCUGCGUGAUGCAAAGGCUAAAGUUUUUUCGCGUAAGACUUUAUUGCCGGAGCUAGUACGUUAAGCAGUGAGUGGCACGUAUAAUGUACCCACUGACUUUACAAAAGUUUCUGAAAAGUUAACAGCGAAGGCAGCUGGCAUAACGUACAUAACUUGAAACGCAGUGAGGAAAGUCUGCAAAUUUUAUGAAUUUUGAUUGUGUACUUCAAAAUAGAAAACAUUGCGUUUUUUAGUGUUUAGAAAUUUUAAGUGCCUAUUUUUUUAUUAUUGCUUGCAUUUUUUUUUUGCAAUUUUUGUUAAAUGAAUUUGCCUUACAUUUACGACAUUGUAUGUAUUUAUAUUUGCGCCACUCACAAUCUGGCGCCACUUUAAUGUCAAUAAAUAUCGUUUAUAAAACGGUAAAAAAUAUUAUUUAAA
Molecule: messenger RNA, 1541 nt
Organism: Zeugodacus cucurbitae (melon fly)
Lineage: Eukaryota; Metazoa; Arthropoda; Insecta; Diptera; Tephritidae
Exons: 2
Coding region: 463-1188 (241 amino acids)
Source: RefSeq, a predicted model, not a curated record